This is a messenger RNA of Lethenteron reissneri (Far Eastern brook lamprey), 9842 nucleotides long. Its product is annotated as POU domain, class 3, transcription factor 2-like. The record is from RefSeq and is a predicted model, not a curated record. Lineage: Eukaryota; Metazoa; Chordata; Hyperoartia; Petromyzontiformes; Petromyzontidae. Gene Ontology annotation, molecular function: RNA polymerase II cis-regulatory region sequence-specific DNA binding; DNA-binding transcription factor activity, RNA polymerase II-specific. Gene Ontology annotation, biological process: regulation of transcription by RNA polymerase II.
AGGCGCGCACCGCGAAGCGCGCGCGCGCGAGAGAUCGAGAGAGAGAGACACACAGGAGAGAGCCCGGGGGUCGCUCGCGAUAGCCACAAGCAACGGGGGGGGGGCUCGAAGCCAACAGUAGCCAACGGCAGCGGCGGUUGGGUCGCAAGCACGGGGUAGCCACGCAGCUGCACACACACACACACGGGCAGACACGCAGCUGCACACACACACAGGGUAGCCUCGCAGCUACGCUCACACACACAUACACAGGGUGGGUGGGUGGCGGCAGCGGUAGCAGCAGCAGCGGCGCGAGGGGGGAACGACCCCGGCGAUCACAGAGCGUCGGAUAGCUCUGGGUGCUUUAUUGUCGCACUCUCUCUGAGCUCGGGUCCGGGCGCAGCAGCCGCGGACACGAGCGUAGCAGCCCCGGCGGUCGGGCGGAGAGAGCGAGAGAGAGAGAGGAGCUGGGAGGGGAGCUGGGAGGGAGCUGGAAUCACAGCGAUCAGCAGCAGCGGCAGCGAGACAUCGACAGAGCACGGAGGAGUUCUAGCUCGGGACGCGUACAAUAGCGCGCGUGCAGUGUGUGUGGUGCUCGAGGAGGAGGAGGAGUGCAGGGGGAGGGGGGUGGGUUGCGUAGCUCGCGGUGUCAGGGAGGCACGUACCACCUUCCCCCGCUCCCCGACGCGAGAGCCAUUUGCGCGGCCGUAGCAGACGAGCCAUUGUCGUGGUGGCGGCGGCGACGGCGGCGGUGGUGGUGGUGGUAGCGGCCACGCGCCUUGUGUGGUGCCGUGCGAGUAGGGAGGGCGAGGAGUGCGGUGAGCGGGCGAGGUAGGUGAGCGGGGGCUGAGAAUAGUACGAAGAUCAAGGACCGCCAGCCACCACCCGUGGAACUCUUAAUUCGUUAUCAGAAUUUUUUUUGUGUUUUUAAAAAAUAUAUAUAUUCAUAUUUUUUUUUGUUACAAGAUUUUAUCAACAACCAUCUUCGACGGCCAAUAUCCGCCCCCGUGGCUUCGUCUACAACCCGUUCGGAGAGUGACACCGACAGAAGAAAGCGCAUCAUCAUCAACAACAACAUCAUCAACAUCAUCAUCAUCAUCUCCAGCAACAACAGCAACAGCAGCAGCGGCCGACGCAACAGCCGCAGCAAACACCACCACCACCAAGUGUGGAAGGGUGAUUGAUGGCAGCCACUGCCAGUAACCCGUACCUCCCCGGCGGUAGCUCCGGAGGUGGUGGCGUUAUGUCGGGAGCCGAGCAGACGCACCCCGCCUACCGCGAGCACGCCAAACUCCUGCCCGCCGCCGAGUACCUGGGCACGAACGGCCACCUGCCCCCCUUCAGCCCGCAGUGGCUCACGGCCCUGCAGCACCACGCGGCCUCGGAGAGCAUGGGACACCAUCACCACCACCAUCAUCACCACCAACCUCCAUCGCAGGGGGUCGGCUCUUCGCAUCACUCGUGGGCCGGCGGCAGUCCGCUCGCCCACCAGGACACGCCGAAGGUGGAAGACAUGCAGCAGCAGCAGCAGCAACAGCAGCAGAAUCAUCAUCAGCAGCAGCAGCAUCAGCAACAGCAGCAGCAGGAUCAGCAGCGGCACUCCCCGCACGGCGUGUGGGGUCCCAACCCAACGGCGGCCACUCUCUUGCAGUCACCGCCGGGCCAGCAGCCACAUCACCACCAGCAGCACCACCACCAUCACCACCAUCACCAGAGCGCGCUCGCUUACUCGCCGCCGCCCUACGGUCACGCGGGCGCAUCGGGUCUCCUGCCCCUGGGGCUCUCCCCGCUACACGGGGGGUCUCCACAGCCCGGGCAGGACGGCCCCGGUGGUGGUGGUGGAGGAGGAGGUGGAGGAGGCAGCAUCUCGGACACGGAGCUCGAAGAGCCUGCGCCGCCCACAUCGGACGACCUCGAGCAGUUCGCGAAGGAGUUCAAGCAGAGGCGGAUCAAGCUGGGUUUCACGCAGGCCGACGUGGGUCUCGCGCUGGGCACCCUGUACGGCAACGUGUUCUCGCAGACGACCAUCUGCCGCUUCGAGGCGCUGCAGCUGAGCUUCAAGAACAUGUGUAAGCUCAAGCCGCUGCUCAGCAAGUGGCUGGAGGAGGCCGACUCUGCCAACGGCUGCGCGGGCGGCGCCUGCGGCCUCGAUAAGAUGGCAGCGCAGGGUCGCAAGCGCAAGAAGAGGACGUCGAUUGAGGUGGCGGUGAAGGGGGCCUUGGAGAAGCACUUCUUGCAGAGCCCCAAGCCCUCGGCGCAGGAGAUCACGGCCAUAGCCGAAGCGCUGCAGCUCGAGAAAGAGGUGGUGCGCGUGUGGUUCUGCAACCGGCGUCAAAAGGAGAAACGGAUGACCGUGCAGGGAGUAGGAGGGCCCGAUGAUCAGGGUUUGCAAGGCUCCAUGGCUGGAGGGUGCAACAGUCCGAGCCACCAUGCCCACCACGCUCUGUGAUGUGGGAUCCGUGCAGGGAGUGCAGAGGAGGGGGGGGGCAGUGAGACACCCCCCCCCCUUCCCCCCCGUCUCUCUCUCUCUUGGUGUGUGAGGAGCCGUGGCAGCGCGUGGGACUCGUGCGUGCGUUCGAGGAGACGCGACGGAGAGAAGGGGACACGCGGCUGUGACUGUCGCACGAUCGUCAUCAGCACCAUCAGUAGAAACUACCACCGCCACCAGCACCAUCACCACCGCCAGUACUGUCACCACCACCAGCACCACCACCACCGCCAGUACUACCACUGUUACCAGCAACACCAUCAGCAGCACCGUCACCCCACACCGUCGGCACAACCAUCAGCACCACCACCAGCAGCUGCAGAAACACCAACAUUACAGGCAGAUUCAUCACCAACGCCAUCGUCAAAUUCUCCACCACUACCAACAUCAAAAACCACCACCUUCACCACCACCACUACGAUUGGAAAUUUCGCCACCAAACAUCACGCCGAGCACCACCACCACAACCACCACGGCUUUCAAUGCUGCUGCGAUAGCAUCAGUUGGAUUUCAUCAUCAGCAUCGUCGGCUUCAUUGGUGAGGGCGACAUCUUCUUUGUCAUCAUCAGCAGCAUCAUCAGCAGCCACAUGAUCAUCAUCAUCAGCAGCAGCACCUUCAUUGUCAACAGCAGCUGCAGCACCGUAAUCGUAACCUUCGGUUCAAUUAUCGGCAUCAUCAUCAUCAUCAGCGGCAGCGCUAGGGUGCUCAUCAUCCUGACCAACCAUUAUCAUCAUCAUCAUAAAGAGCAGCACCGCAAUCAUCAUCUUCAUCACCACGACUACCAAAAUCGGCAUCAUCAACAGCAUUGGCAUCACAUCCGUACCAUUGUCAGCAACAACAACAACAGCAGCAGCAGCAGCAUCUCAACACGAGUGAGAAAAUUACGAAACCGAGAAAAAAAAUCACGCACGGCCGCAAACCUCCAGCGCGCAGGCGAACCGAGCGACCAAGCCGACUGCGGGCGUUGAUUUGACGCGGCGAAGUGCAUGGGAGAGGGAGUCUCCGCUUAAGAAACCCUUUACGAUAUCUGUGGUGGAUAGCAAGGGGGAAGGGGGGGAGAUAUCCGUGUGGAUAGCAGCGAGAGGAGACUUGUGUGACUUGAUGGCGAUGUGGUUUUUGUUGAUGGUCACUUUGCGACGCUCUCAGCAAUCAUCGCAAGCCGAGUCGUAGCUGCUGUACGUGCCAACAGCUUUGGAGAACACCCGUCACCAUCGGCGGCAGCAGCAGCCAUCGAUAUCAUCAUCAGCAGCAUCAUCAGACGACCGCGAUCACUUUACACCAGCUGUCAACGCGUAGAGCAGCGGUAACUUCAAUCUUUACCAUCACGCGUCAAUAUCACCAACAUGAUCACCACCACCACCACCACCAAUAACGCCAUCGUCGUUGUUACUCUGUUGUCGCUGUGAACAGCACACAACACCACGAGUAGCAGCAACUCAGACGUGGACAACAUCACCGACGUAACACACGCACACGUAAUAACAACGCGGAACUACGCGUGUGACACGGACACGACCACGAAACCCACCGCCACAAUCCGACACGAACACAACAACAACAGCGACAGCCGCACAGACAUUACCGCAAACACCAAAUCAACACAACCACGACACCAACACACACACGUUGACACAACCGGCACAAACAAAAUCGCACGGCACACCAUCACGCGUGAACAGCACAGCCACUCACUACCGCAUCCCCAUGCUUUGAGACACGAGCAAAGUCGGGGCACAAUUAUGUCAUAAAAUAGUUUUUUUAGCUCCUUAUUUGCAUAGUUAUUUUGGGGUGGCAGCUUUUGUGUGUGUGUGUCUAUGCCAAGUGGAAUAUUUGACAUCCCGCCGUUUUAUAAAGGUGCAUACGUACACAUAAUAGACGCGUGUGUGUGUGUGUAGUAGUAAUAGUCAGGGCCUGCGUGUUGUGUAAUGUGUGUCUGUGUGUACGUGGCACAGUGUAAUACUGUAGAUGUGUGUGCGUGUAUAUGUCCACGCGUUGUUCACGUGUGCGACAUGGGAGGCGGUGCUGCAGUGCCGUUAGCACGACACCCAAAAAAAUCCGAGUUCCAUUCCCGGUCACGGGGAUAGCAUCGGUGGCGAAGUGAAUUCCUGAGCGCUUCUUUUGGGGGAGCGCUUCGCCUUGAAAGAUCGGCACUCACGAUCCUGGUGGUGGUGUGCGGCGAACAAAAAAAAUCACGAUCGCCGAUAUGGCUCAGAAUGGGGUGGGUUGGGGGGGUCUUUCAAUCAGCAGUGGAUUUACAAAGGCCCCAGUGCAUUGUACUACGUCCGAUGUUCAUCACGCGGUGUAGGGCACCCAUAUAUAAGAUUACACUGGGCUAUAUGUGUGUGUGGUGUAUGUACACGCUAUGCCCAUUGUGUUAUGCACACACACACACGUGUACUCAAUGCGUGUAUGUAUGUUCAUAGGUAAUACGCACACGUGUACUGUACUAUUACAUGUAUGUGUACCUGCAAUUUGCGUCGGUAACGCUUUGUGUAUUUUUACAUAGAGACAAAAUGUGUCCAUGUGCGCACAUCGUGUAUAUGUGCAAAUACACAGUGGAAUGACGUGCUGUGUAUAUGUACCAAUACACAGUGGAAUUAAAAUGUGUCUAUGUACACACUACUCUCUAUGUACAAAUACUAUUUGUGUAUGCAUGCAUGGUGUGUCCGUACACAUGGUAUAUACUGUGCAUGCAUGCGGUGCAUACAAUACACGCGUACGUGUUCGUGAUUACAUAUGUAUGCGUGACUAAUUCAUGAAUUACAUAUGUAUGUACACACGUGCAAUGUACAUGUAUGUGUGAGAUAUGUGUGUGUGUACGACUACGUGUGUGUGUGCGCGUAUUAGGAUACAUCUUAGCGGGAUGUCAAAUAAUUAAAAAGCUAUGUUAUUAACACAUACACAUUUAGCAAGCGUUUCCACAUACGCUUAUUACAACGGCAUAUGCAUCUGUGGGUGCACGUGGGAACACAUAUAACCAUAUGCGCAUACACACAUAUGCAUGCAUGUACACUUGGAUAUGUCCUGUUUCACAUACGUGGACGGAUGUACACGGACAUUCAGUACAUGUACACGCAUGCAAUAUGCAUACGUGACCGUACAUAAUUGAAUACAUUGCAUAUUGCUAUACGCGUACACACACACCACACGAUGGCUUACACACGCACAAAUACACAAUUAUACAAAUGUGCAUACAUAACUAAUUACGCAGCGUAUGCAUACAUAAAUAUAUACAGAAACGGAUGUACACGCAUAUACCAAAAAGAAAAAUACACAGGUACAGACAUGUACACAGAGACACACGAUGACACACACACAGGAAAGACGACAUAUAGAUGUAUACACAAUGGCACACACACACCGACAGUCACACACGCACCGAUACAGACGAAACAGACACACACCGAUCCGGCCACACACGCACAGACACAAAUGACACACUGACACACGCAUGCGCGCGGACACAAUGACGCACACACCGACAGAUACACACACGCGCGGACACAAUUACACACUGACACAUACUGACACACACGCGCGGACACAAUGACACACACACCGACAGUUACACACACGCGCGGACACAAUGACGCACACACCGACAGAUACACACACGCGCGGACACAAUUACACACUGACACAUACUGACACACACGCGCGGACACAAUGACGCACACACCGACAGUUACACACGCGCGCGGACACAAUGACACACUGACACACUGACACACACUGACACACACGCGCGGACACAAUGACGCACACACCGACAGAAACACGCGCGGACACAAUUACACACUGACACACACACUGACACACUGACACACACGCGCGCGGACACACUGACACACACACACGCCGAUACACCCGCAGACACACGCACACACGAGUGUCUUAAACACGCGGCUUUUAACAAUGCUUUGGAUUUUGUGGUUUUGGUCUCUGUGCGAGCGCGCGCGUGUGCGUGUUGUUUCUGUAAAGGAGUGUGACAUUAAGAAUGGGGACACUGCAAAGGUCUGUUGUUGGGAUCCAUUGACUGCUUAUGUUGAGUCAAAUGUGAGUACAAUUCUUGAACAUAUCUCAAAUCUUAAAUUCCACCCCUCCGAGUAUCCUUACUCGCUGAUACGAGCCAAAACGUUUUGCCACAUUGCCGAGCCGCGCUUAAUACGUAACAAUUAUGGUAAUAACAACAGCAGCGUUAUUACCGCGGUUAUUCAAUUAACUGAGUAUUUUAUUUUUGGGAUGGAUUUUUUCUUUUUUUAAAACGAAAGAUUGAGAUCGGUAAUUUAUUUAUUUUGACCAACUCUCAGUGCUGUAUAAAAUAACCAUCUAUUAUUAUUUAAAGUAUAUGACCUAAUUCAUUGUGGUAUAUAUCUAUCUCAAAUGCGUUGUAUUGUUAAAGAGGGGACAUUUUGACGAUCCUUGUAAAUUUACGUAAAAUGUAAAUUCCUAAUUGUUUAAAUGUGCUUUAGAAUCGUUCGUUUUUUUUAAAUGAAUUUAUAUUUUACAGCUUCCAUGUAGAAUUUAUAUCGUGCCAACUCAAUGUAACAUUGAAUGCGUUCACACGCACGCACGCGCGCGCACACACACACACAUUUCCUAGACUAAAGAUAGUGAGUGGGUGGUUAAAUAUUCUUACAUGAAUAACGCGAGAAAUGUUAAAAAUAAGUUCAUUAAAUAAAUUUGGUUUAAUUAUGAUACACUGCAAAUUAAGAGAUAAUUAUAUUGUUGUCACGCGCGCGCGCACGCACACACACAUCUACACACACACAUGGGCACACAAAGACAAAGAUCCCCCGUAUAGCCUUAACAGACUGUUGGGGCAUGUGCUGUUAGCAAGCACCGAUGAAGGCCGGAACGGUACACGAGGGGGUGGGUGGCCAGCACACGGGCAUACACACGCGCAAACACGCGUGCAUACACACACGCACACACGCGUACACAAACACACUUUAAAGUGAAAGUGCUCCAGAGUUUUAGUAUGUAAAAAAAACCGCAGAACGAUAAAGUUUAACUUUUUUAAUUCAUGUGGCUGUCGAGAUGUUACGUGAAUUUGAAAUGUAAGUUUAAAUAGAGGGAUUAGUGUGUCCAAUAGUGCGCGUGGCUGUGUGUGUGCAUGUCUUUGUAUAUGUAUGUAUGCGAGUGUACAUAUGUAUGCAUCGUUAUAAUUGUCAUACGUACGUACACGCACAUGUACACACGUAUGUAUCUUAUACAGUACACGCAUUAUGUAUUCAUGCAUAUGUUUACACGGUUAUGUACACACAAACGGACGCGUCAUGGACGUUACACGUGUACGUGUGUAUGUGUGCUUGUGCGCGUUUUUUACGUGUAUACAGCAGCAGAGUACAUGUUGCUCAAAGUAAUGAUAUUAUUGUUAAAUCGGGUAAAAUCAAAAUGUUUCUCGCGUACGGCGAAAACUUCCAAAGUCUCCCUCGAAUUUGACGGGAGUUUCUCGAGAUAUAAAAACAAACAACGACAUUUUCAGUGGAAAUAAUGUUAUCAUCACGGUGAUAAUUGUGUUAAUUUACAGCUCCAUUACCAAUCCACUGCUGGAUGAAAGGUGUCCGUUUGACUAUACUUUACCGUCCGGGUCACUGCGACUUCUAAUAAAGAGGGUAGUUUUAAAUAAGUCGGUAACAUAUCUCAGAAAUAUUUCUAAAGUACACGCAAAAAAAAAAUUGAGUCGCGUUAUUAUUUCUUUGCUAAAACGUGGAAUUGUGUGCGUUGGAACACAAUCUACAUCAGAGUAAAAAAAAAAUUAUUGGACGCGUUGCAGGUACUUUUAAGUAGUAUAAAUAAUUUGAACGUGAUAUUUUUCGACAGCGAUAUGAAAAAGUUUUCCCGUUAAGAUUAAUUGUCAAAAAAAAAAAAACGUUUCACAACAACUUUUGCACGCGUUAAAUGCAUCUGACGUUCAGCACAGUGCAUCUGUGUGCGCGUGUGUGUGUUAUAUGUGUCUGUGUGUACAUGGGGAGCGGUAGUGCAGUGGUUAGCACACCGCGCUACAAACAUUGCUACCCAAGUUCGAUUCCCGCCCACGACCAAUAGCAGUGGCGAUUAUCUGAACCGGUCCCGGGUUUCCCCCUAGAUCAACUCAGCCUUGAAUGAGUACAUGCUGCGGUGUUGUUAUAAGCAUCCGCACUGGGGAGACAAAGGCGGCCGGGCCCGGCGUGGUAUUGGCCACACCACCCCCUCGUGUGUCGGCCUUCAUAGGUGCUCGCUAACAGCACUUGCCCCCAAAGUGUGUUGAGGUUAUACGGGGAAUCUUUGUAUAUGUGUGUAUAUAUAGAACACAUACACGUGACACGCGCUUUUUUAAUGGUAUGCGUGUACACGGGCAACAUACCCUGAUGUACAAACAUAUACACACACAUACCCUUGCACAUAUAUUGCUCAUGAACGCACCUACCACCACGCACGCGCACACACAUAUACCUACAGUCCUACACUCAUAUGCGCGAAUACUUUCAAAUUACACGCCCAUUCAUAUACAAAGACAAAUAUCCCCCAUAUAGCCUUAACAGACUGUUGGGGCAAGUGCUGUUAGCGAGCGCACACAAACGCCCUCUUUACACACGCACAUACCUACACGUAUACACAUGCUGGCACACACAUACCACCCAUACACAAUUACACAAGCCCAGCGUGACUUUACCGGUUACGUAAUAUUCUGUUUUGAAGAAAUUACAGCACUCCCAACUUGGGAUUAUACGGCGCAAACUUGACAAAGAGAGAGAGAGGAUGGGGGGGGGGGGUGAGACGCAACACGUGCAGGCACACUCGCACUCCCAACGCACAACGACUCCCAAAACACUCGCCCAAAUGCUCCGGAAAGUAAGACGCACCCCCUAAGCCCCCCCCCCCCCUCCGCCCCCGCCCCCCAAAGAAAAUAUCAUUAGUUUUCCCGGUGUCUAAGUUUUGACAAAUCCGCUCACACGCCGGAUUAUAAGACGCACCCACCACAACUUUGCGCUGUUUAGAUACAGCGCGAGGGGUGGGUGGCUGUGCGUCUUAUAAUCGGGAGAAUACGAUAGGUAGCCGUGUGUGUGUGUGCGUCAGUGACUUUAAAGUGCUCGGAGUUAUUUUUUUGGGGGGGGGGGGGGUGCGGAGGGACGUACGAAUCGUGUAAUGAUACAAACAAGUAAAAAAAAAAGAUCAUAAAUACUCGUCGAUAUAAAUUUUCGUGUCUAGUUGGAACAUGAGGCAUCGAUGGACAUAAGAUAUACAAUUGUGUUUGUAAAGUAUAUAUGUACAUGUACACAACCGAUUGGAAUUAUGACGUGACCCAGGGAAUUUUUGAAUAUUAUUAUUAUAUACCUGUGGCCUUUGCUCUAUUUAUUUUUAUUAUUAAUAAAUUUGUUAGGAGAAUGAA